GUUGCCAGGACAGAAUCAAGCCGCGUCUCCUUUUCCGCUACAUUCGCGUUCUCCGAACUCCCUUUUUCAAAACCCUCUCUACUCCUGCUCCUUGGCGCCGGCCAUGGCGGCUGCUGCCCGAUCUCUUGCCGGUGUCGAAGUCCCGGUGCUCGGUAGUGACAAAGUGCAGUGGAUCGAACUCGCGGUCCCUUCUUCUGCCUCUUCUGCGUUGGCCCCUCAAGUUCCAUCUCAAUCGGUCAGUGGCGCCGCCUUAACUCCCAGGGACGCCGCAGGAUGCCACGCGGUAGAAGAGGGCGAAACCAAGACCUAUCUUAUCUGGAGGUUUCACAAGGAUUCUCCCAAUACCCUUGAGGUUAUUGAAGUCAUUUCAUGCAAUGGUUUUCCUCAAACUGGAUUGCGUCUUGUAUUUCAGGAUGCACUCUGUCCAUCUACUUACCUGUGCAAGAAUGUGAUAAGAAGUGGCUCUGGCUCAGAGAAUUCAUACUCACUCUAUGGACUGACAGUAUCUGGUGUUGCUUAUCUUCUCAAUUUGAGAAAGUCAUUUCCUUAUAUUUCUGGUUCAAACUUCCCUCAGAGUGACUAUAGGGAGUUCAAUGUUGUGAGUCCUGCACAAGUCACAGCAAUGGCAGUAACAUCAGCAUGCUUAGCAACUGGGUAUCAAGAUGGUGUUGUUCGAUGUUUCCAAUUCGGGAUACUGGAUCCUGAUGCACCAGGUUUUGUGUUUGAGCUUCGUGAUGAUGUGGGAAUUGGUCGAUUGUGGAAUUUCGUGUCAAGAGGAAAGGCUGUUGCUGCUGUGCAAGAUAUGGCUAUAUGUGAAGUGUGUGAAAGAAAGCUGUCAUUUGUGCUUCAUGCUGAUGGUUUCUUGCGCAUGUGGGAUCUUGCUAGUCACACCAAGCUUGCCGGUUACAACACAUUCUCACAUGAGCUUGAAGGAAGUAAACCAACCAGGUUAUGGGUCAGCGAAGUUGAUUAUGAUGCAAACAUUAUUUCUUUGGCAGUUUUGCAUGGGCAAUUUUUGGUAUCGGAUAUUGAGGUGAUUGUUGUUUACCAUUUUGGUUUUGAUGCUGAAGAUAAUGUUCAAGUCUCAUCCAAACCAUCUAUACAGAGCAUUCGUUUAGAGGAGGGGAAACUAAUUGACUUGAAGUUUUGUGGUGGUAAGCUCUGGAUAUUGAAAGGAGAUGGGUCAAUGCUAUAUGAUCUCUCUCAGUAUGAUUUUGAAACGGAAGAUACAUCUGUGUAUGGUUUGCAAGAAGACUUUGUUGCUGAGCAGCUAUUUCAGAGUUCUGAACAUGCUUUAGAUGAUUUGCUAUGGACUGAUCAUUCUGUUCUUUCUUCAAUGAAGGAUCAAGAUGCUAAUUUUGUUUCAUCAAUUUUUUUGCGAAGAUUGCUGCAACCUGGCAUUUAUCAUACUUCUGCUCUGCGUGCCACUUUACUAGAGCACAAGAAAUACAUAUCUGAAUAUGAGUUCCAUUCUCUUACAUUGGAUGGGUUGAAAAAGGAGAUUUUUGCAAUAAUGGAAGGGGAGGGAACUGCUAACAACACAGUUGCAACAGUUCAUUUCUGGAAGUCCUUUUGCACGCAAUUUUUACACCACUGGUGUCAAUACAGUGCACCAUAUGCUGUCUUUGUUGAUGCUUCAAUGGAUGUAGUUGGUUUGAUCAGGAAAAACUCAAUUUCUUUAUUCCGAUCUUUGGAGGGAAUUGAACAGCUUAUAUAUGGGUUUUCUGAUGAAUUUCACAAUCGACGAAGUUCUUGGACACAAGACAAAGAUAUUGAUUCUGAACUACUACUUGAAAUGCUUAGAUGCAUGAGCUACAUAAGCCAUCAAUUAGGCGGAGCUGCUAGUGCAUUAUACUAUGAAUCUGUUGUCAAUCCCGUCACCUCAUCAGAAGAUAUACUUUCUCAGCUAUUAAAGAUUAUAGAAUAUGGAUAUUCUUCUUCAAUGACACCUCUUAUACAACAAAUUGGAAUUGAUGCUACUUGGACAAGUCAACAAACAGCUCACAGAAGUCAGAGGAAAUUUGCAGUUGAUAUGUUGAUCUCUCUGAAUUCAUUAUGUUCAAGAGCAACCAACUGGGCUGGGGUUUUAGAUACCAUAGAGAAGUUCCUGACCUAUUUGGACCUGCAUAGUACCAUUAAGACAGUUGAUUCAAAAUCCAUCUACAAUGUCAAUUCUGUCCUAUUGAUCCAGGCUACAUCACAAGUCGCAAGAGUGAUGUUUGAGACUGCCUUUGAUUCACUAUUACUGCUUCGCUAUUUGAUCAACAUCAGUGCACAGGUAAAUCUACCACAGGUGGACAAGAAUAGAAUAAAGGUCAAAUUAAUUCCAGCAAUUCAGGAAGUAAUUAUUAAAUGGCUUGUGAUCCAUUUUAUGGGAACUGUACCAACUACACAGCAGUCUUUGGAGGAUUUUGGUUCUCGUCUUUCUUUACUGAAUAUAGGUACCAAAAUGGUUAGGCCUUGGAAUGGAAAACUAGGUUCAGCUGAUUUUACAUUGGCUUGUCUACUUGAGUUCCCAAACUCACUUGAAGGAUUGGAAGUUCUUGAUUCAACCUCUUUGCCUGACCUUAGCAAAUUAAACCAAUUAGUGCACAAUUUCUGUAGUUCAUUUUCAUCAAGCUUCACUGUUGUUGAACACACUACCUCAAAUCUCAUAAUUGAACUAGCUUCACUUCUGCUCCACCAUGGGCAAUAUGUGGCUUCUGAGAACCUAUUUGUAAUUAUGGAUCACUAUUCAAGAAGUAGAAAGCAUUCUAUCAGUACUCAAAUAUCAGAUGGUGAAUUGAGUGCAUGUCAUCAUCUUCUGGGAUAUUGUCUUGUUCUUUCACAAAGUACUCUACAAGGAGUCCCAAAAGAGCAAAAGCUGCAUGAAUCUCUGUGCUCUUUCUUCAGAGCUGCAUCUGGUGCUGAAUCUCCAAAGUAUUUGAAAAACCUCUCUUUUCAAACUGGAUUCCAGUAUCCUGAGGAAUGUGAAUCAGGAGCAAUCUGGAAACUUCAUUACUAUCAAUGGGCAAUGCGUCUGUUUGAGCAAUAUGGUGCGAGUGAAGGAGCUUGUGAGUUUGCUCUAGCUGCACUUGAACAAGUUGAUGAAGUCUUGAAAAACAGUAAUAAUGCACUUCCUGAAUAUGAGACAGUUCGAGGGCAAUUAUGGGCAAAUGUCUUUAGAUUCUCACUAGAUCUGAAGCAUUAUAGGGAUGCCUACUGUGCAAUAAUUUCAAAUCCAGAUGAUGAGAGCAGAUACAUUUGCUUACGCCGUUUUGUUAUUGUACUUUGUGAGAAUUGUGCUACAAAGGUUGCUUGUGAUGGUGGGCUCCCAUUUGUUGGAUUGCUGGAAAAAGUAGAACAGGAGCUUGUUUGGAAGGCUGAACGUUCAGAUGUGUUUGCAAAGCCAAACAUAUACAAACUAUUAUAUGCUUUUGAAGCUAAUCAAAAUAAUUGGAGAAAGGCUGCUGGCUAUAUGUAUCGUUAUUCUAUUAGACUCAAGAAAGAGGCUAACUUGGACGGAAGCCACCAAUAUUCUUCAGUGUUGCAAGAAAGGUUAACUGCCUUGUCUUCCUCAAUCAAUGCUCUGCAACAGGUUGAUCAUGCUUAUGCUUGGAUGGAAUCUCAGUCUGGGAAUGACCAUACAAAUUAUCAGAUGUCACCAAAUAAAAGACCUCGAAUUGUCUUGUCAAAAAUCUCUAGUGACUCCAAUGAGGCCUCAGGCAUAAACUGUGCAGUAGAUAUUGAAAUGCUCGAGAAGGAAUACAUUCUAACUAAAGCUCAACAUAUUCUUUCACUUGUCAGUAGUAAAUUUAAGUUUUCAGGAAAACAAAUGCUUGUCAACCUUGUGGAUAUUUUGAUCGAGGAAAAUAUGUAUGACAUGGCAUUUACCAUUAUUGUCAACUUCUGGAAGGGUACAAAACUUCAGUGGGAGUUGGAGCGCGCUUUUGUUGCAAUCUCUCAAAAAUGUUGUUCGAAUAGAGUUGGACCUACGGUCAUAGUGAGCAAUGUCGAUACUAAUAAUCAUCUGUUGGGAUAUUCUGAGGAGGAGACAUAUUCCGAAGGCAAAAUUAUUGCUAGCUCGAAUUUUCAUAAAAUUCCGGGAACUGACCACUGGGAAACACUUGAGCAGUAUCUUGAAAAAUAUAGAAAGUUGCAUCGAAGAUUACCAAUUAUUGUUGCCGAAACAUUUCUGCACACUGAUCCGCAGAUUGAGCUUCCUCUUUGGUUAGUUCACAUGUUCAAGGGUGGAGGAAAAGUUUCCUGGAGCAUGACCGGCCAGGAACCAGAUCCUGCAACAUUGUUCAGACUGUAUGUUGACUAUGGUCGGCUUGCUGAAGCUACAAAUAUGUUGCUAGAGUACUUGGACCUAUUCUCAUCCAUGAGAACGACUGACUUGAUUAAUCGGAAAAGAAUGACAGCGACAUGGUUCCCAUACAUGACCAUUGAGCGCUUGUGGUACCAAUUAGAGGAGAUGCGAAAGUCUUGCCAUAUGGUUGAUGACUGUGAUAGACUGAAAAAAAUGUUGCAAGAAGCUUUGAUGAAACACUUACAGCAGGUACAAAUAGAUUCGGAGGAUGCUAUAGCCGCAGCAUCUGCAAGCAAAAUGCAAUCAUAGCCGUUAAACUCUUGAAAGAAUGCAUAUCUGGCUUGUAUAUGUCUAUUUCUGUAGAUUUGCUCCUGAUGUGGAUAUACUUUGUUGCUUGAUUGCAGUAUUCCUUGAAGAAUAGGUUUGCUGGUAUAAGAAUAGGUCUCCUAUUCAUUAUACUAGAAAUGCUAAUGAUCCUUUUUGGCCUUUUAAUCAUAUUGUAAAGGACAUUUGUGGUAGGGCGUUUUUGAGUAGGGAAAUGGUGUAAUGAAGGCAGGGAUGAUAAGUCGGUUGUGUUGUUGUAGGUAAACUUAUAAUUAGGAAAGGUGUGGGGUUUCUACUAUUGGCAUUGAGAAGUGUUGUACUCUUAUCUAAUAGCGAUCGAUUGAAUGGAAUACUUUUGUAGUUUUCUUGCA
Messenger RNA from Zingiber officinale, 4986 nucleotides. Its product is annotated as nuclear pore complex protein NUP160-like. NCBI's taxonomy places the organism in Eukaryota, Viridiplantae, Streptophyta, Magnoliopsida, Zingiberales, Zingiberaceae. The record is from RefSeq and is a predicted model, not a curated record. Bases 104 to 4600 code for a protein of 1498 amino acids. The transcript is spliced from 27 exons. Gene Ontology annotation, cellular component: nuclear pore. Gene Ontology annotation, molecular function: structural constituent of nuclear pore; protein binding.